AUGCAUCGGGCUUACCAGCCUCUAACACCAGCGAACAACAUCUUCUUGAAAAGACUCUGGGACGAAAACUAUUUCAAAACACACAGAAGAAAGGUUGUAGCAGCCAAACCUAGAAUCGAUAACAAACCUCCAAAGACGUACAUGCAUUUACACAUCAAGCUGAAAAAGCUACAGAUCGAGGGAGAGCGAUUAGCAAGUGUGGAAAGGGAUAACAGAAUCCUUUUAGAGAGAAUGGCGCACAUCAUGAGAUCUGGGGGUCGUGUUCACAGCCAAAAUAAAGACUAUAUGAGGAAAAGUCUGAACAAGACUAAGCGCCAGAGGGAGCUACUACGCAUCACCCACGAGAACCUGGCUAUCCUGAAAAGGCUGACCUCUAAGGAACCACAUUAUAAUCACAACAGAUGGAACCACGAGUGGAAGAUGAAUCAGCAGUACAUGAUGAACAUUUCUAAAUUCCCACACAUCUGGAGAGAUAAACACGAGUUGGAGAUGAGGAAGAUGCAACAAGCUGCUGCUAACCGCUGGAUCGUAGACCAGUUCCAGGGUGAAAGUAAAGGACAAGGCAACAGAAAACCGUUCGAGUUCAUACCAUGAUGUGUA
Ylistrum balloti is the source of this 600-nucleotide messenger RNA. RefSeq names its product sperm axonemal maintenance protein CFAP97D1-like. The record is from RefSeq and is a predicted model, not a curated record. The transcript has 6 exons. Bases 1 to 594 code for a protein of 197 amino acids. Lineage: Eukaryota; Metazoa; Mollusca; Bivalvia; Pectinida; Pectinidae.